Messenger RNA from Fomitopsis serialis, 1411 nucleotides. RefSeq lists its product as uncharacterized. Bases 302 to 1216 code for a protein of 304 amino acids. Lineage: Eukaryota; Fungi; Basidiomycota; Agaricomycetes; Polyporales; Fomitopsidaceae. The transcript has 4 exons. The record is from RefSeq and is a predicted model, not a curated record.
AGACGAGGGCCUUUGCGCUACAUGGAGAGCUACGUACACGGUACCUGCUGGAAGAGUACAGCAACAAGCUUCCGUGUGCCUUGUAUUCUCAGUUACGUAGUCUACCCUUCUGAUAAGUGGUCAACCGUUGAACAACGGGCACUGCAGUGCACUGCUCCAUGGGAGACGCGUAUCGGGAAACCGCCCGCGCGUCACAUCCGACAUAAGUAUGGAGGUUCGCAUUCAGCUGCCGAGACAUUACAACGCAACUUUCUUCGCCAUCCACGACGCCGACCCUAGACCGGCCGCUGCAUAGCAAGUCAUGGCCGAGGUCAACCAGCACCCCGAUGUCGUCGCACCGCCAGACUACACCAUAGUCGAAGUUAACAUACCAGAUGGGCCAUACGCAACCCUAUCAUUCGACCGCAUCGAGACGGAUCCAAUGAACGGGGCCCGCUCAUGCCCGAUCCACUCAGCCCACUCAGCAGACCCGUUCAACGACGCCUGCUCAUGCCCGCGUCGCGGAACAUACCACGUCCAGGACCCAUUCCGGGAGUCCGACUCGGACAGUGGAGAGGAAACACCCGCGACGGAGUCCUGUCAGCGCGAGCCCGUCGCAGCUAGACUCUUGGACCUCCAUGCUCGCAUUAUCCACGGCGCCUUCUCCGGACUUCUAUACCUGAUACUGUGCGUUGCGUAUACGUCGAUGACUACCUUCAUCGGCUGGAGGACCAUGACCGUCAUGGUCGAGCCAAACGAGUCCUCCGCGUGCGUCUUGGAGAUCUUCUCCGCGGCGACAGCCGGCACCAUCAUCCUCGCGGUCAUGUCACUCUACGUCUGGAUGAUCGCAAGGCUACUCUUGAAGGAGAUUCAGAAACUGCUGGAUCAUGGAAUCGAUCCUUUUGCAAGAAAGGCGCCGAGGUGGUGGGGGGAGCCGCGGACCGGGACACUCCUUCCUGCGCCGCCUCAGCGGAUACAGCGUCAUGAUUGGGCGCAAUACCCCGCGCGUCCAGACUACAUGGCGUUGGUAUUGUUGCUGAGCGGCUUGUGUGGUCCCGCAUUGGGCCUGUCGCUGCCGUUCGAGGGACGGAACGCGCCAGAGGGGAUGCCGACUACGAAGGACGCGCUGGCGUGGGGCGCAUUCGGAACGGCGAUCAGUCUCGCGCUGUUCGUUAUGGUAGCCAUUAUGGUGACGGCUCUGAGCGUCCUUAGGCAGAAGAUACGGUACCGGGUGUAGGGAGAUGUUCCUAGGAGGUAGUGGGAGUGUUUCGGAAUACAUGUUGUCAACAUUCGCGUACUCAAGGCAUCAGUGUUGGUGAAGCCCUCUGCGCGACUGGCCUCCAGGUCGUCGAACACGCCAGUGUUCGCCAUAUCCACUGUAAACCCGCAUAGCCUCUAAGCCACGAGUCGGAAGCCUCCCAGUAUCAGUGCC